Molecule: messenger RNA, 637 nt
Organism: Megalops cyprinoides (Indo-Pacific tarpon)
Lineage: Eukaryota; Metazoa; Chordata; Actinopteri; Elopiformes; Megalopidae
Product: cytochrome c oxidase subunit NDUFA4
Exons: 4
Coding region: 130-378 (82 amino acids)
Source: RefSeq, a predicted model, not a curated record
AACAGCCCCCCCUUCUACGAUUCCCCCACUAGCGCGGAACGAGCACGAACAUCACGUUUCCUGUCAAGAGGUCGACUAAUCCUAUUUUACCUGUACUUUUGGGAUAAGGAAAUCAUUACUGUAGCCGAAAUGCUAAGUACUGUUGGCAAACAACUCAGAAACCACCCAGCAUUGAUCCCACUCUUCGUCUUCAUCGGUGGUGGGGCAACAAUGUCCAUGAUGUACCUUGGACGUCUUGCUCUGCGUAACCCUGAUGUCUCAUGGGAUCGCAAGAACAACCCAGAGCCAUGGAACAAACUGGGCCCCAAUGAUCAGUACAAGUUCUUCACUGUGAACAUGGACUACAAAAAUCUGAAGAAGGACAGGCCGGACUACUAAGCUCAUCUCACGUCUCGCCCACCAAUUAAGCAUAUUAACAGGAAGCUGAGCCGCACAGUCAGCAGAAGCCAAGAGCCACAAGAUUUAAACAUGAGAAAUGACUGAAGAAGACCGCACACUUGAAUUCCAACAUCUUUCUGAAUGUUUCAAUCACAAGAGGGUCCUCUGUGCCUGAUUCUCAGAGACUGAUCAUAUUUCAUUAUUUAUGGUUGCCUACAAAAAUUAAAUAAAAGCAGACAGCCACCUACUUAUACUAAAA